UUCGCAAUCUAGAGGCUCCUUUGGCCCCCUUGAACAUUCCAUACAAAUUAUACGCACUUUACAAUAAACUUCUGGCAAAGGAGCAUCGCAGCCCGUUCAGACAAGUUGGUUGCAAUUUCCAUCCACCUACAGUAGGCUACAACUGCACAUUGAUUCCAUAAAAGAUCAGAUCCAGGUAGCCUACUAUUUGAAGGAGGAAGCAUACCUGUAGAAGGGAGUCGCCUCUGAAACCCAGUGGAGCUGUCACCUUAUCGCUCGGCUCUAAUCAACUAUCAUACAACAGGAAUUCUGACAAGUAGCAGCGAUGGUGUACCACCCUGAGUUUGAGAAGGCUGGUAAGGAUGCGGGUCUGCAGGUGUGGCGCAUCGAGAAGAUGGACCUGGCGCCCGUCCCCCAGCACCUCCAGGGCGCCUUCUUCUCCGGCGACGCCUACCUGGUCCUCAACACCAUCAAGCAACGCUCGGGACACCUGCAGUACGACCUGCACUUCUGGCAAGGUGAGGAGUGCACGCAGGAUGAGAGUGGAGCGGCGGCCAUCUUCACCAUCCAGAUGGACGACUACCUCGGGGGCAAGCCCAUCCAGUACCGCGAGGUCCAGGGCUAUGAGUCCAAGACCUUCGCUGGCUACUUCAAAUCUGGACUCAAGUACAGAAAAGGUGGCGUGGCCUCAGGCUUCAGAAUGGUGGAUGAGGAGGAAGUCAAGCGUGUGCUUCAUGUGAGGGGGCGGCGUGUCGUCCGGGCAACCGAGGUGCCCGUCAGCUGGGAUAGCUUCAACCAGGGAGACGUCUUCAUCCUAGACCUGGGAGAUGAGAUCUUCCAGUGGUGUGGCGCCCAUAGUAACCGCUUUGAGAGACUGAAGGCCACAAACGUGUCCAAAGGUAUCCGUGACAACGAACGUUGUGGACGGGCAAAGCUGCACAUCUGCGAGGAGGGAUCAGAGAGCGAGAAGAUGCUGGAGGUUCUGGGUGAAAAGCCUGACUUGCCAGACACACACGCUGAAGACACGAAGACCGACGUUUCCAACAGGAAGAUGGCCAAAUUAUACAAGGUGUCAAAUGCAAGUGGGGACAUGUCUUUGACUGUGGUGUCAGACCAGAACCCCUUCUCCCAGAGUGACCUGGAGUCCUCAGACUGCUUCAUCCUGGACAAUGGCUCCAACGGCAAGAUUUUCGUCUGGAAAGGAAAGGACGCCAAUACGGAGGAGCGCCACGCCACGCUGAAGGCGUCGGAGCAGUUCAUCAGCAAGAUGGGCUACCCGCGCCACACGCAGGUGCAGAUCCUACCGCAGUUCGGCGAGACGCCGCUCUUCAAGCAGUUCUUCAAGGUGUGGCGCGACGUGGACGAGACCCAGGGAAUGGGCGAGGCCUACGUCUCCAACAAGAUCGCCAAGAUCGAGAAGGUGCCCUUCGACGCCUCCGCCCUCCACGACUCCCCCGCCAUGGCCGCGCAGCACGGCAUCAUGGACGACGGCAGCGGAGAAAAACAGGUGUGGCGCAUUGAGGGCUCCGACAAGGUGGAGGUGGACCCCUCCACCUAUGGCCAGUUCUACGGAGGGGACAGUUACAUCGUCCAGUACGGCUACCAGCACGGGGGCCGACGGGGCCAGAUCAUCUACAUCUGGCAAGGAGACGACUCGAGCCAGGACGAAAAGGGGGCGUCGGCUAUUCUGGGAGCACAAUUGGAUGAUGAGUUGGGAGGAGGGGCUGUGCAGGUGAGGGUGAUCCAAGGUAAGGAGCCUGCCCAGCUGAUGAGCCUGUUUGGUGGGAAGCCACUGGUGGUGUACCGGGGUGGAACCUCCAGAGAUGGCGGCCAGACCCAGGCCGCAGACACGCGCCUCUUCCAGGUCCGGGCCAACACAGCAGGCAACACCCGCGCUGUGGAGGUGGAGGCCGUGGCAGCCAACCUGAACUCCAACGAUGCCUUUGUGCUGCUGAGCUCCUCCUCCUCGGUGCUGUGGGCGGGGCAUGGCUGCAGCGAUGUGGAGAAAGGCGGAGCCACACAGCUCAGUGAGAUUCUCGGGGUGGAGCUUUCGGAGGUGGCAGAGGGGGAUGAGGAAGAUGACUUCUGGGAUGCCCUCGGGGGCAAGGCCGAGUACCGCACGUCUGCCAGGCUGAAGAACAAGAUGGACGUGCACCCUCCACGACUGUUCGCCUGCUCCAACAAGACCGGACAGUUCCUGAUUGAAGAGAUUCCCGGUGAGAUGACACAGGAGGAUUUGGCCCCAGAUGAUGUGAUGAUUCUGGACACAUGGGAUCAGGUGUUUGUCUGGGUCGGAAAUGAAGCCAACGAUGAGGAGAAGAAAGAGGCCAUGACAUCAGCGUCCCGCUACAUUGAGACGGACCCAUCCAACCGGGACCGCCGCACCCCGGUGGUGAAGAUCAAGCAGGGCUUCGAGCCUCCCACCUUCUCAGGCUGGUUCCUGGGCUGGGACUUUGAGUACUGGAGCACUGACCCACUGGAGAGAGCCAUGGCCGGCCUGUAGACAGACCCUAAUCCCCCCCUGCUUCCCACACUACCCAGAGGUGUCAGUCCCGUGUACAGAACGUAGAAACCCUGUCACAAACUAAGACCAGUUAUGAUUUAGCUGAUUGUGCUGAGUCGUGGCAAGGUUUUCACUUCUGAGCAGGGUUUUUGACAUCUCUGUCUAGUGCCUACCCUACCCCACCCCACCCCAGGCGUUGACUGACUCUGCAUCUCAGAUCUGGGCCUGGUCUGGCACUGCUGUUCUCUACCGGAUCAGAACCAGGCCUGAGUCAGGGUCAACUGCGGUCUGGGGGACGGAUUAGAGCAGGACAUUUUUGACAACCACAGUGUGUGUGUGUUUAUGUAUGUAUGUAUGUAUGUAUGUAUGUAUGUAUGUACAUGUUUGAAUGUUUUGUGUGUGUGUGUAUGUAUGCAUUAGGGAUAGAAUAUGUUUACAGGGCAAGUAUCCAUACAGAUCAGGCAACCCCAGGGUUUUAGACAGACUUCCCAUAAACAGAACUCCCCAUCCAUUGGUCACUCUACGCGCCGCUUCACUAACCAGUGUCAAAUGCUCAUCGUCAAUACAAGGUCAUGCUGUUUCUAAAGCUGCUACAGGUUAACUCCCACUAAACAACAGUUACGAAAUUAUACUGACACUGGUUUCACCUAGGCUGAGUGCAUUGUUUUCUCUACAACGCAAAAGGCAAUACACACACUCACGCCCCCUAUGACUGUUAAUGUUACUGCUUCACUUACUGCCUUAAACCUCUACAAUUUCAUAGUCAUGUUGUGGUUACCGGUAUAUGUACAAUGCUAUAAGCAGAUCUAUACAGCCUAUAUUGAGCAAACAGCUGUUACAAAAUGACUAGUUGAUGUCAAACAUCUCUACAUUAAAAUGAUACUUAUAUUUCAAGUCUCAGAUUGUAACUCUUCACUCUUCAAACAAAAUGGAAGACCAUCGGGCAGA
This is a messenger RNA of Engraulis encrasicolus (European anchovy), 3430 nucleotides long. RefSeq names its product gelsolin b (gene gsnb). Gene Ontology annotation, molecular function: actin filament binding; phosphatidylinositol-4,5-bisphosphate binding. The record is from RefSeq and is a predicted model, not a curated record. Gene Ontology annotation, biological process: cell projection assembly; actin filament severing; barbed-end actin filament capping. NCBI's taxonomy places the organism in Eukaryota, Metazoa, Chordata, Actinopteri, Clupeiformes, Engraulidae. The coding region runs from base 305 to 2482 and encodes 725 amino acids. The transcript has 18 exons. Gene Ontology annotation, cellular component: actin cytoskeleton; cytoplasm.